UAUUCAAGUGUCAGCUCGAAGAAGCUGUAACGUCCAUUGUGUAGUGCCCACACUAAGACCUGUGCCGGAGGGAAAUAAUCUGCCUGUGUCUUGUUUCACUGGAGAGAAAUAUGCUGAAAGGAAACCAUGGGCAGCAGGGGUGAGACUGGGCGAGAGCAGAGGAGAGAUGGCAUGAGAAAUCUUUGUCCUGAAUGGGUUGUGUGUGCUGUGGACAUUUAUUCCUCUCGCCUAAAAACAUCAGCAAGCACUGUAAACACUGCAUUAAAGCAAGAUGAAUUACACAUUUGGACUUUUUGUGGUAAUCUCUUUGUUGACCAUCAGCGUCUGCAAUAAGCAUUACAGAAUGGACUACUCCUCAUUAAGUGCGCCUCUGCGCUGCUAUAAAUGCUCUGAUUACUACGGAGGGUGGUGUGAAAAUGUCCAGGAGUGCACUUAUGAAGACUCGUGUUUGUAUCUGCAUGAAAAAGGAGGGAAAACGAUCCGGCAGUGCAUCAGGUACACAGACUGCGACAACUCCCGGCUGUCUCAGAUGUUUCCAGCGGUGUCUGGAUUUCAAUAUCGCUGCUGUACCUCUAGCUUAUGUAACAGCGGGACCAGGGACACGGCCGUCUUCAGCCUGUUCAUCACCCUGCUCAGUGUGUGGUGGAGCUGCUGCUGAUAACCUUCUCACCUGAAUUCUUACAUACGUUCCUGUUUCCUGUUUCUUACAUACAGUAUACUGUAUAGUAAACGGAUCAUGAUUUUAACUUAAAAACUGACAUCGAUUUUAACAUGUUUUAAUGCAUAUACUCCACUUUUCAGAAGGUUAAUAAUGGUUUUGUCAUGGUUUUAAUUUUAUUUAUAGAUCUUUGUUGAAUAAUGUUGGAAAUAACGAUUAAAUGCGAUUUUAAAAAGA
This is a messenger RNA of Silurus meridionalis, 895 nucleotides long. RefSeq names its product CD59 molecule (CD59 blood group) (gene cd59b). Lineage: Eukaryota; Metazoa; Chordata; Actinopteri; Siluriformes; Siluridae. The record is from RefSeq and is a predicted model, not a curated record. The transcript is spliced from 5 exons. Bases 272 to 658 code for a protein of 128 amino acids.